AUGCCUACCAAGUCGAACGCAAUCAACGCUUCUAAGCAGAGUCCCCCGCCGAGCGAGGAGCGACCAUCUCGAGCAUCGUCGUCGACCGAUCUCUCGUCGCUGCCUUCUCCGCCCCAACACCGCUCCUCUUCUCCCGCCCAGCGCCCAGUGUCCCCGACCGAUCCCACCAAAAAGGCCUCCAAGGACCAGGCCCCUGCCCCAUCCCGCCCUGGUGCACGUCCUGUUGCUCGCAACAACUUCGAUCUCGAGCCCAAUCCCUUUGAGCAGUCUUUUUCACGCGGCUCGGGCACAUCCAUACACACCCUUACCAACGGUGCCCGUUCCCCAGGCUCGACCCGCCGCACAUCACCUGGUGCUACGCUGCCCCCACCCGUUGGAAAUGGCCCAGAGACGCCCAAGCCAGUCCUUCCCCCACUCGCCUCGCUCUCCUCGCCCGGCGGUCCCAAUGCGUUUGGCCACUGGGGGCUAGGCAGCGGCGGUCUCUCUGGUAGCCUACGCAGUGGGCCCCUCUCCCCUGCCCUUCUCAACGGCCCAAAAGACCAGGCCGGCAGACCCAAUGGCACCGGUGUCGGCGGCUGGGACCCCUCCCACCCUGCCUUCCGUACCGGCCUCACCCCAGACGUUGGCCGCACGGGUCUCACCCCCUUGGUCGGUGGUCCCGUCUCUUUCCCCCCGCCCUCACCCAAUACCGCCGCCUUUCUCGCCAUGGUCACAAACCACACCUCUGGUGUAUCUGGAGCCAUGACCGUCGGCGGUGCGCUUACAGGUGACAUGGUCCCCGGCUCCAGUGCCACGAUUACACCCGGAACUCUCACCGCUCUUGUCAAUAGCAUGUCUCAGACCAACACCAACCAAAACCAGCCUCACCCCUUGUCCAUGUCUCAUCUUCCCGGCAGAUUUGGUCAAAACAACAAUCAACAAAAUGAGCAGCGCACCCAGGGCCAGUUCCCACCCAACUCGUAUCAGAACAACACCGAUCCUUACCAUGGUGCUGCUCAAAACGCCGCCGCUGCCGCAGCCAAUGGCCUGUUCUUGCUCAGCCAGGCCCAUCAGGAACUCACGAAACGAGAAGAGGCCGCACAAGCUGCCAGUCAACCUGCCGGCUCCAAGCGCAAUAACAGCAUAUCUGGACACAACAAGCGCAAGUCGACCGACAGUGGCCCAUCCAAGCCUGUCGCCAAGAAGACCCGGUCCAUGCGAUCCAAGCGAGGCCGCCAGAGCGAUGAUGACGGCGAUGGCAGUGAUGACGACGACAUGUCAGACAUGGAAGGAGAAUCCUAUGAACCCGAAAGUAGCAAACCCACCAACAAGCCGAAGAAGGCUGAGACAGAAGAGGAGAAGCGAAAGAACUUCCUUGAACGCAAUCGACAAGCCGCUCUCAAAUGCCGCCAGCGCAAAAAGGCAUGGCUCACUCAACUUCAGGCCAAAGUCGAAUAUCUGACGGCCGAAAACGACCGGCUCACAUCCACACUGACAGGCAUGCGGGAUGAAGUCACACGGCUAUCGGCCAUCGUGGUCGCGCAUCGGGAUUGUGGGCUAGGGGGCGUUGCCUUGGGCACUCAGCUAGCACAUGGAGCAACCAGUAGUAUAAACAAUGGCCAACCCGGAGCACCCGUCAGCAUCCCCGUGAGCGUUGCCCAGACGGGUGCUAGCAGCGUAGCGUCCGUCCCGGUGGGCGCUGUCGGGGGUGCCAGAACCCGUUCUGGAUAUGGAUACUAA
Molecule: messenger RNA, 1719 nt
Organism: Rhizoctonia solani
Lineage: Eukaryota; Fungi; Basidiomycota; Agaricomycetes; Cantharellales; Ceratobasidiaceae
Product: transcription factor atf1
Exons: 6
Coding region: 1-1719 (572 amino acids)
Biological process (GO): regulation of transcription by RNA polymerase II
Molecular function (GO): RNA polymerase II cis-regulatory region sequence-specific DNA binding; DNA-binding transcription factor activity, RNA polymerase II-specific
Source: RefSeq, a predicted model, not a curated record